UUUUCCAGACUACCUGUGGAUAUAUAUCAAACAGCAAAAGUAUCUAAAAUACUGUUAAUGAUGGAUAAGGGUACUCUUCCAGCAGAGUAUAAAGGAAAGUCCCUGUCUGAAAUAAACUUGAAUGUUGAUGCAGAACUAGUUGAGGAGAACGAGGUUGAAGAGCUUGAUUCAACCACGAAAUAUGCUUCGGUAUCUUCAGCUUUUCGCGGAGGUUUCAAAAAUCAAUCACAAGAAACAAUGAAGACGAACAAAAAUCACAGUGAUGAUGGAGUUGAUAAGAUGGAGGAAGACGGUAUAAUAUUGAAACGAAGUGAACAUAAGAAAGGAGAUGUAGAGAAGAGUCAUGAUGGAGAGUUAAGGAGUACGGCUUGCAGGAAAGGUGCUCAUUUCUUGACUUCUAAUUAUUUCAAUUAUCAGUUUCGUCUUUUUGAAAUUCAUAAAAUUUAAGGUUUUGACAUUCGUUCGAAUAUUUCAGCUUGGACAGAUGAGGAAAUUGAAGUACUCAAACGAGAAUUUGGUGACUAUAUCAAGAAAAAUAUAUAUCCAUCAGGGGCAGAAAUAAAAGAAUUUAUGGAAAAAUGGCGACUGAACAGAAGCGUAAAAAUAAUCAAAUCCAAAAUUCAACAUCUAAUUAAAUUGAGCAACAAAGUUUAUUAAUUACUCCUUGUAUCCAUAGGUCAAGAAUAUGACAGGAUUUAUGUUAUUUCUGCAAUAAAUAUUUGAAACAAU
Molecule: messenger RNA, 729 nt
Organism: Coccinella septempunctata (seven-spotted ladybird)
Lineage: Eukaryota; Metazoa; Arthropoda; Insecta; Coleoptera; Coccinellidae
Exons: 5
Coding region: 58-447 (129 amino acids)
Source: RefSeq, a predicted model, not a curated record